GAUUUAAGUGACAGUGACCUACAGCGACAAAACACAGCAGCUGAACCUCUAUGUACUGAAAAAUGGAGGACCACCAUUGCUGGGACGUGAAUGGCUCAGGAAAAUUCAGUUGGAUUGGCACACCAUCGAGGCCCUAGUUAUGUCAACAAAGGAGGGCAGCUUAGUGGGAAAGAUGUCCGCAGCUCUCCUCUCACCCAUUGUCAACUAUUACAACGACGAGGAGGAGCUAGACAGCAUCGACAAUGAGGACGAACGCAGUAUCCGUGGCCACGACUCGGAUGAAGAUACAGAGGAUGCAAGUGAGACAGAUAUUGCCAAUAAGCAGGAUGAAGAAGACUACCUGGAAGUAAAAGAGCAGAUGUACCAGGAGAAAUUGACGUCUCUCAAAAGACAGCUACAGCAGUUACAGAAAGGCACUUUGCAGGAGUAUCAGAAAAGGAUGAAGAAACUAGAUCAACAAUACAAGGAAAGAAUACAAAAUGCAGAGCUUUUUCUGCAUCUGGAGACAGAAAAAGUGGAAAGAAAUUACAUUAAAGAGAAGAGCGCAGCAGUGAAAGAAUUUGAAGAUAAAAAGAUUGAGUUAGAAGAAAAGAAAAAGUUGAUUGAGAAUGAGAGGCUAACAAUGGAACUCACAGGAGAUUCUAUGGAGGUAAAGCCAGUAAUGACUAGGAAACUAAGGAGGAGACCUAAUGACCCUGUUCCAAUUACAGACAAAAGUCGAAAACCUGCACCUGCACAGUUAAAUUACUUGUUAACAGAUGAACAGAUAAUGGAAGAUCUGCGAACUCUCAAUAAGCUUAAAUCUCCGAAAAGACCAGCAUCUCCUUCUUCUCCUGAGCAUCUUCCCAGCACUCCUGCUGAAUCACCAGCAUAAAGAUAUGAAGCACGAAUAGAAGAUGGAAAGUUAUAUUACGAUAAGAGAUGGUAUCAUAAAUGUAGGCAAUCUAAUUUGGAAUCUAAGGAGAAUACGAAGAUUGGCUGUGUAAUUAGCUUAAUUGGAACAAAUGAGAUAUGGGUAAGAAAGACAGGUGGUAGCAGAAAGAUGCAUAUAUAUCUAGGACAGCUGCACAGAGGAACCUUCAUUAUACGGAGGCGAUCUGCUGCCUGGAACUCUUAGCAAGUUGGAGGCGCACAUCUUCUUAACUCCCUAUGCUCAGAGGCCAACUUUUCAUGACUUUUAUAUGGAAAUCUGUAUUAAAACAAACAAGAUUAUUGACGGACGUUACCUGGAGAGGCACAGAAGACACCCCAGAGACUUGAGUUAUAAUUGGGUCUUAGACCAAAAAUUUUAAAAAAGCUUAUUAUAAUUUGAUAUUAUUACGUUACUCUGUUAUAACUUGAUAUUAUUAAGUUACUAAGUAAACAAAUGGUAGGCAUUUGUAUGUUAAGGGUAAGCAUAACUGUUUAGCAUAUACACUAUUAAAAUAAAAGGGGAGGAGUGUACCGUAUAGCCUACAGUAUAAUAAGGGACUACUUUAUAUUUUAGUAACACAUUGUUGAAUGCACUGUUAGGCACAUAUUGAGCAUGCGCUAUUAGGCGCGCAUUGACCUGUACGUGUGUGCCGAGUUUGGUUUCUGCCAGUAAAGAACCAUGAACCUUAGCUCCCGUCUCCAUCGUUUUUAUUAAUAGCAUUGUUGUGUAACCAGGCCACAUACACAACAUAACCCAUCUAAAUCAUAUAGUUAUUACAGAAAGGGGUGAUAUCAGAAUGUAUAAUCAGACCAGAUUUUUGCAACUGUCACCAAUUUUAUUUAAGAUUUUCUAUUCCACGCCAUUCUUGCUUGAGUAGAUAAUUUUCAUACAACUCACGUUUAUUUCAAAGUUCAAAGUAAAUUUAUUAUCAAAGUAUAUAUACGUCACCACAUA
Mobula hypostoma (lesser devil ray) is the source of this 1867-nucleotide messenger RNA. RefSeq names its product sin3 histone deacetylase corepressor complex component SDS3-like. Gene Ontology annotation, molecular function: histone deacetylase binding. The record is from RefSeq and is a predicted model, not a curated record. Gene Ontology annotation, biological process: negative regulation of transcription by RNA polymerase II. The transcript has a single exon. The coding region runs from base 140 to 874 and encodes 244 amino acids. Gene Ontology annotation, cellular component: Sin3-type complex. Lineage: Eukaryota; Metazoa; Chordata; Chondrichthyes; Myliobatiformes; Myliobatidae.